AGUUUCAAGGGAACGAUUCACUCCGGAACCGAUCACUCCUAUUCUCGGGAGUCUAGUACCGCCAGCAAGCGCAACUUCAACCGCCGUCUUCUUCAAACGAACUCCAUUCUCAGAAACACCGCCGGCCAAAUUUUUGACAUCCACCGGUUCCCAUUUCUCUCUCCGAUGACGACCUACCGUCUCAGAACCUUCAUGCGCAACACCGCGCCGUUCCCGCUCCGCCGUCUCUCCCCUCCCUCCCCGCCGCCCCCCGCCGCCGGCCCCGCGCCGCGGGAGGGCGAUCCCGGCGCCUCCGGGAGCGCCGUGUACCGGCACGCCCUCCGGUUCCAGAGGCCGACCACCGUCCGGUGGCACGAGCAGGUAGCGAACUCCGCGAGCUUCAUCGGAUCGGUCCUCUUCCCGCUGCGGCGGGUCUCGGCGGGCGACGGCCGGUUCGGCGUCUCGACGCUGCUCCGCGUCCACACGCCUCGCGAUUCGGGGCGCGGGUUUAGGAUAUCGCUGAAGAUGUGGGACGAGAUGGCUGAGAUAUCGUGGAAGCAUUUGAGGCCGGAGGAUUUCGUGUAUGUUUCAGGUCAAUUAGGGAGCUACGAGAAGGCUUCUGAGGGUGGACAGAUCAGAACUUAUUACGAGAACAGGGAGGGACAAAAAAAGAGCAUUCUUUCGAGUUCUAACUUCACUGGCGGAAUGGUAAUUGUCAAAGAGUUAAACUAUGUCGCUCAAACUUGUAAAGACCAAUGUUUACCCACAUCUGCAGAAUCGAAAUCAGGAGCUUUAUCUGAGAAGCGUAAAGAUCGCCUGCAGUUGUGGCAAAUCUUUUUUGCCAAUCCAUAUGAAUGGUGGGAUAACAGAACAAGCAAGGUGAACCCAAGGCAACCUGAUUUUAAGCACAGGGAUACGGGUGAAUCCCUUUGGCUUUGUUCAGAUGAUCCUCCAUGGAUUCAAAGACAACUGGAGUUGCUCGAUUCACGAAUGGGAGGAAAAGGACUACCAGGGAAUCAUUUUCCCCGCCGUAUCUCUUCAUGGGUGUAUGAUGAAUAGGGAUUCUUUUGUUGGCCAAGCCGAAGUGUUAAUGGGGACUCGAGAGGUUUUCCACUAUUCAACUGAGCGGAUAAUGUCCCCUAGAAAUUCUCCUGCGGCACUGAAGCAAGGCCUGUCCUUGGAAACAAUGUUGUACGAGCGGCAAAUUGCCAUUCCCUUAUGGAAGGAGGACGCAAGUAUUUUCUCCUGAAAGUUGAAUUAUGAUUCGGCGUCUCGUUAUUUCUUGUGGACAUAACUGGAUUGGACUGGUCAGAUGAUAUUUUCUGGAAGAUGUAUCUGGAAGCACUGAAGGUGUCUGUUAUGGAGCUCAUGAUGGUAGUCAGGGAAGUAGCGAAGAAACUCAAAGACGAGUGGUGAUAAUCUCCGCGUUUCUCUGAUUCCUCCAAUUUUGAUUUUCCAAAGCUUCAAUAUAUAGUUUUCUGUGUUGUAAUUCUUUUGUAGUGCCUGUGAUGUCUAUGACUGUAAUUUACUACCUCUACAUAGAAAAUUAAUUUUCGCUAGUCAUGCAUGAAAUUUGGUCA
Molecule: messenger RNA, 1559 nt
Organism: Syzygium oleosum
Lineage: Eukaryota; Viridiplantae; Streptophyta; Magnoliopsida; Myrtales; Myrtaceae
Product: protein OSB1, mitochondrial-like
Exons: 6
Coding region: 166-1038 (290 amino acids)
Biological process (GO): mitochondrial DNA replication; positive regulation of helicase activity
Cellular component (GO): mitochondrial nucleoid
Molecular function (GO): single-stranded DNA binding
Source: RefSeq, a predicted model, not a curated record